Molecule: messenger RNA, 5033 nt
Organism: Danio aesculapii
Lineage: Eukaryota; Metazoa; Chordata; Actinopteri; Cypriniformes; Danionidae
Gene: zbtb24
Product: zinc finger and BTB domain containing 24
Exons: 7
Coding region: 278-2344 (688 amino acids)
Biological process (GO): regulation of transcription by RNA polymerase II
Cellular component (GO): nucleus
Molecular function (GO): DNA-binding transcription factor activity, RNA polymerase II-specific; protein binding; RNA polymerase II cis-regulatory region sequence-specific DNA binding
Source: RefSeq, a predicted model, not a curated record
AAAUGUUUUUGCCUUCAGAGAUUUUGGUCUAUAUUGACAUGAUAGCAUCGCGCAGUUGCUGCAAAUUUGUCCGCUGCACAUCCAUGAUGUGAAUCUCCCGUUUCACCACAUCCCGAAGGGGCUCUAUUGGAUUGAGAUAUGGUGAUUGUGAAGGUCAUUUGAGUACAGUGAACUCAUUGUCAUGUUCAAGAAACCAGUCUGAGAUGAUUCACGCUUUAUGGCGUUAUCCUGCUGGAAGUAGCCAUCAGAAGAUGAAGUACACUGUGGUCAUAAAGGGAUGGACAUGGUCAGCAACAAUACUCAGGUUCAGUGUGUCAGUAAGGUCAUCAUGUCUGCUCCUCCUCCAUCAUCAUCAUCAUCUCCAGCAGUCCUCGCUCUGCACUCAGAAACACACAAAGACACAAUCCUGCACAGGUUUGACACGCUCAGGAGAAGUGAACUGCUCUGCGACAUUACCCUCAUCGUGGAAGACGUGCACUUCAAGGCGCACAAGGCUCUCCUAGCAGCGAGCAGCGAGUAUUUCUCAGAGUUGUUCACCGCUGAAGAACAGGUCAGCCAGUCGCUCUACAAGCUGGACGGCAUGACGGCGAACACCUUCUCCUCCGUGCUGGAGUUCAUGUACAGCGCAGUCGUGUUAGUGGACGAGAGCAGCUCCGAGCAGCUGAUGGAGAUGGCCAGAUUUCUGGUCAUCCCAGAUCUGAUCAAAGCCCACGAGGACUUUCAAGCUGCUGAUGAACAUAUGCAGGUGAAGCGGAAAAGAGGGCGUCCUAAAAAGAACCAUGAUUUAAGCCAAAAAGAAAAUCCAGAAAGUGAAUUACAGGCACAAUCCAGCUCGGAAAUUCAGGAAAUCAAUGUAGAGCCUGCAUCUCCUGCAACAGAUGUGAGUGAUGGAGAGUUUAACCCCAGAGAGGAGAGAAGACGAGAGGGAAAACGCAGAAUUAAACAGCCCAUCAGACUGAAGGGCUUCAGAAUGGAUGAUCUGAUGGAGAGGAAGGAGCCGGGGAAAAGAGGACGCAGGAGGAAAUAUCCAGACACUGAGGCCAGAUGUGAAGAGUGUGGAAAAGUCUUUAAAAGCCACCUGUUCUUGAAGAUACAUCAGCGAACGCAUACAGGUGAGAAGCCAUUCAGAUGCAGUGUGUGUGGGAAGGAAUUCACGCAGAAACACACUCUUCUGGUUCAUCAGCGGAUGCACACUGGAGAAAAGCCCUACAUCUGCACCGUGUGCUCUAAAGCCCUGUCCACCAAACACUCUCUGCUGGAGCACAUGAACCUGCACACAGAGAAUAAAUCGUUCACCUGUGAGGAGUGUGGGAAGAGCUUCAGUCAGCAGCGGCAGCUAAAGAGCCAUAACCGCAUUCACACAGGAAAAGGCUUGCCUGAAUGUGCUCAGUGUCAUCAUAAAUUUAUGGAUGCAGCUCAGCUGAAGAAGCACCUGAGAACUCAUACUGGUGAGAAGCCGUUUACAUGCGAGAUCUGCGGAAAGUGUUUCACCGCCAAGAGCACAUUACAGACACACAUCAGGAUACACAGAGGAGAGAAGCCGUAUGUCUGCAAAGUCUGCAAUAAGACCUUCGCUGACCCCAGUGCCCGCCGGCGUCACGAGGUGUCUCACACAGGCAAUAAAACAUUCUCCUGUUUAAUCUGCAAGGUGUCAUUCGCCCGGAAGGACAACCUCAAAGCUCACAUCAAAACUCACAACAAAGAGAAUCCACCGGCACAAGCUGAAAGCACAGAUAAACCCCCACCACCAGCACCAGAAGAACAACAACAACAAGAACAGCAGCAAACAUCAGGAGAUAAAGAACUGCACAGCAUCCUCCAGCUCCAACCCUUCCAGCUUCCAGCCCACAGCGAGCAGGAGAUUCAGCUGCUGGUGACCGGAGAAAACCUCAGCCUGGACCAAGAUCAGAGCAUUAGCAUCAUCACAUCUGAAGAUACAGAACAGAGCCUCGCGCUACUCGCACAGUCAUCCGGACACGUGCAAAACCUGGCCGUCGUCACGCCAGACGGAAACACCCAAAUCCAGACCAUCAGCGUUUUGGGUAGUGAAGUAAACGGCGGAGAUCCAGAGCAAAUGCAUGUGAUUACCCUGAGCAAAGAGGCUAUGGAGCAGCUGCAGGUUCAUCACGGAGCUCCGCAGCAGCUGCAGGUCAUUCAUCAGCUUUCUGAAGAGCAGACGGGGUCGGCGGCAGGCAUUCAUAUCAGUGGACAGAGUGGACAGGCCAUUUCUAUUAGCCAGACCAGUGAGCAGAUCCCUAGUGAUCAGAUCCAGGGACAAACCUUCCAGAUACAAGCUGGCACAGUCUCAUAUCUGUACACAACCAGCAUGAACCCCCAGAACUGAACAUGCAUGUGUGUUUGCCUGUAAUGUUUGAGUCUCUUUCUUCUGUUGAACACAAAAAGAAGAUAUUUCAAAGAAUGUUGACUUCCAUAGUAUUUUUUUUUCUUCUAAGGAGACUACUGGGACACCAGGAUGAACCCGCAGAACUGAACAUGCAUGUGAGGUUGCCUGUAAUGUUUGAGUCUCUUUCUUCUGUUGAACACAAAAAGAAGAUAUUUCGAAGAAUGUUGAUUUCCAUAGUAUUUUUUUCUACUAUGGAGACUAAUGAACCCGCAGAACUGAACAUGCAUGCGAGUUCGCCUAUAAUGUUUAAGUCUCUUUAUUCUGUUAAACACAAAAUGAAGAUGUUUUGAAGAAUGUUGGUUGCUGGCACCCAUUGGCUUCCAUAGUAUUUUUUUCCCUUCUAUAGAAGUUAUUGAGACACCAGGAUGAACCAUCAGAACUGAACAUGCAUCUGUGUUUGCCUGUAAUGUUUGAGUUUCUUUCUUCUGUUGAACACAAAAAGAAGAUAUUUCGAAGAAUGUUGGUUGCUGGCACCCACUGACUUCCACAGUGUUUUUUUCCUUCUAUGGAAGCUAAUGGGACACUAGGAUGAACCCGCAGAAUUGAACAUGCAUGUGAGUUUGCCUACAAUGUUUGACUUUCUUUCUUUUGUUAAACACAAGAAGAUGUUUUGAAGUAUGUUGCUUGCUGGCACCCACUGACUUCCAUAGUAUUUUUUUUCCUUCUAUGGAAGCUAAUGGGACACCAGCAUGAACCCGCAGAACUGAACAUGCAUGUGGGUUCGCCUAUAAUGUUUGAGUUUCUUUCUUCUGUUAAACACAAUAAGAAGAUGUUUUGAAGAAUGUUGCUUGAUGGCACCCAUUGACUUCCGCAGUAAUUUUUUUCCUUCUAUGGAAGCUAAUGGGACACCAGGAUGAACCCAAAGAACUAAACAUGCAUGUUAGUUCCCCUAUAAUGUUUGUUUCUUUCUUCUGUUGAACACAAAAAGAAGAUAUUUCAAAAAAUGAUAGUUGCUGGCACCCAUUGACUUUUAUAGUAUUUUUUCCUUUUAUGGAAGCUAAUAGGACACCAGGAUGAACCCGCAGAACUGAACAUGCAUGUGGGUUCGCCUAUAAUGUUUGAGUUUCUUUCUUCUGUUAAACACAAUAAGAAGAUGUUUUGAAGAAUGUUGAUUGUUGGCACCCAUUGCCUUCCAUAUAAUUUUUUUUCCUUCUAUAGAAGCUAAAGGGACACCAGCAUGAACCCAAAGAACUGAACAUGCAUGUGAGUUCCCCUAUGUUUGAGUUGAGUAAAGAUGUUUUGAAGAAUGUUGGUUUCUGGCACCCAUUGACUAUUAUAGUAUUUUUCCCUUUUAUGGAAGCUAAAGGGACACCAGCAUGAACCCACAGAACUAAACAUGCAUGUGAGUUCGCCUAUAAUGUUUGUUUAUUUCUUCAGUUGAACACAAUGAGAUAUUUUGAAGAAUGUUGGUUUCUGGCACCCAUUGACUUCUAUAGUAUUUUUUCCUUCUAUGAAAGUUAAAGGGACAACAGCAUGAACCCACAGAACUAAACAUGCAUGUGGGUUCGCCUAUAGUGUUUGAGUUUCUUUCUUCUGUUGAACACAAUAAGAAGAUGUUUUGAAGAAUGUUGGUUGUUGGCACCCAUUGACUUCCAUAGUAUUUUUUUUCUGCUAUAGAAGCUAAAGGGACACCAGCAUGAACCUGCAGAACUGAACAUGCAUGUGAGUUGGUCUAUAAUGUUGGAGUUGAGUAAAGAUGUUUUGAAGAAUGUUGGUUUCUGGCACCCAUUGACUUCUAUAGUAUUUUUUCCUUCUAUGGAAGUUAAAGGGACACCAGCAUGAACCCACAGAACUAAACAUGCAUGUGAGUUCGCAUAUAAUGUUUGAGUUCGUUUCUUCUGUUGAACACAAUAAGAUGUUUUGAAGAAUGUUGGUUUCUGGCACCCAUUUACUUCCAUAGUAUUUUUUUUCUGCUAUGGAAGCUAAAGGGACACCAGCAUGAACCUGCAGAACUGAACAUGCAUGUGAGUUGGUCUAUAAUGUUUGAGUUGAGUAAAGAUGUUUUGAAGAAUGGUUGGUUGCUGGCACCCAUUGACACUUGUAAUGCUAAUGCUUGGUGUAUUUAUUUCAUUUUUUUGUACUCGCCUGUUUCUCUCAGCGUUAAUUAAGAAUGAGGAUUUUUUUAAAAAUAAGAGACUUAAAAGGAUUUCAAGGGAUAGUUCACUCAAAAUUCAAAGUUCUGUUUUUAUUGACUCAUUCUUCACUUGUUUAAAAUCAAAAACACUAAAGAUGUUUUGAAGAAUGUUGGUUGCUAGCACCCAUUAACUUCCAUAGUCGUUUUUUUUCCUUCUAUGGAGGUUGAUGGCACAACUGGCAUUCUUCAAAAUAUCUUCUUUUGUGUUCAACAGAAGAAAGAAACUCAUAAGGCUAUUAAAUCACAUGAGUGUAAAUGACUUUUAGGUGAACUAUCCCUUUAAAUCAUGUUAUAAAUAUGUCUACAGUUAUAUUACGGUUAUUCCCUGUUGUAAAUAAUCAUAUUUUUGAGUAGAGUGUAGCUGGUUGAUUGAGAACAAGUUGAAAUAUUAGAUUUUUUGUUUAAUUUAUGGUUUUUAUUGAUUUAAAAAUUGGUCUUAAAAAUCGCCCUUCUGCUUUUCUAAUUAGACUGAAGACAAUAAACGGUUCAAAAACA